Strigops habroptila (Kakapo) is the source of this 1780-nucleotide messenger RNA. It is a transcript of the gene CENPV, whose product is annotated as centromere protein V. The record is from RefSeq and is a predicted model, not a curated record. The transcript has 5 exons. Gene Ontology annotation, molecular function: carbon-sulfur lyase activity. NCBI's taxonomy places the organism in Eukaryota, Metazoa, Chordata, Aves, Psittaciformes, Psittacidae. Bases 633 to 1505 code for a protein of 290 amino acids.
UUCCCCAACCAAAUGUGACUUGGACACUACAAGUUUUGUGUUUUCCCCCUGCAUGGAAUAGUUUUACUUGAGAAACAGCAAUGUUUCUAGAUGUUCAAGAAUAUCCUUUUCUAAGAUAUUAACCACUAGAGGAGAGCUUUCAUAUCUUCCUAAGCUGUUUUUUGGUGGACGUGGGGUGGCUUUUUGUUUGGUUGGUUGUUCGGGGUUUUUUAAUGGCAUGUACUAUAUAACCCAAACAAUUCUAAGAUUCUAUGAUCUUGAUUGUUUUCCUUUUUAAGACUUUGAUGACAGAACUUGUGAAAGGUUGUCUAGUGGGAAUCAUGUUAGAAUCUGUUUCUCUGCAAAGCUGCAAUAAUGAUUUCCAGUUUCAGGAAGGACUAACCACACUUCCAAAGGCAAAUCCUGAUGCACCGCAGUACUGUUCACCAGCAGUCUUACUCCUAAUCGAGGGUGGGUAUGUAGAAGGGAUGUAGAAUAGUGUGCUUCCAAUCACAGAAUCACAGAGUGGUUUGGACUGGAAGGGACCUUAAAGCUCAUCCGGUUCCAACCCCCUGCCACGGGCAGGGACACCUUCCACUAGAGCAGGUUGCUCCAAGCCCCUGUGUCCAACCUGGCCUUGAACACUGCCAGGGAUGGGGCAGCCACAGCUUCUCUGGGCACCCUGUGCCGGCGCCUCAGCACCCUCACAGGGAAGAGCUUCUGCCUCAGAGCUCAUCUCGGUCUCUCCCGCCAGGUUAAAGCCGUUCCCCCUCGCCAAAGCCCCUCUCCCCGGCCCCGCCCCCGGUCGCGCUGCGCGGCGUUGCAGCGCCCCCUGGCGGGCGCGGCGCGCCCCGUCUCUGCGGCGCAUGGGGCGGCUCAGGGCGGGCAGCGCUCGGCGGUCCCGGCGGGGCAGCGCCACCGCCAGCCCCCCCGCGGGCUCGGCCCGCCGCGGCCGAAAGAAGGCGGCGGCCGGCGCCCCGGCCAGUCCGGGGGCGCAGGAACAGUCCCCAGCGCCCGGAGACUUCGAUCUCGGGGCGCAGCGCGGGCGCUGGGCCGCCUUCCAGGAGAGGCACCGGCUGAGCUGCGAGGAAGCGGCGCGGCUGCUGCUGGACGCCUUUGAAUACCGAGGCUUGGUCAAGCACACUGGAGGCUGUCACUGCGGGGCUGUCCGCUUCGAGGUCUGGGCUUCAGCAGAUCUGCAUAUUUUCAACUGCAAUUGCAGCAUUUGCACAAAGAAACAGAACAGACACUUCAUUGUCCCAGCAUCACGCUUCAAGCUGCUGAAGGGUGCUGAUAAUUUGACAACAUACACCUUCAACACCCAUCGUGCUCAGCACACAUUCUGCAAGACCUGUGGUGUACAGAGCUUUUAUACUCCUCGUUCUAAUCCAGAUGGUUAUGGAAUAGCUCCCCAUUGUCUGGACGAGGGCACCGUGCAGACCAUUGUCACAGAGGAUAUCAAUGGCAAGGAAUGGGAGAAGGCAGUGAAGGAACACAAGACCAUCAGAGACAUGUCAAAACCCUGACGCACUCUUCCAGCAGCUGAUGUUGGGGCACUGCUGUGGAACUGUAGCCUGGGCUUUCCUGGGUGAGGGUUGGCAAAAUCCAUCUCUACAUUAUUGCUAUCUGUUCUCUGUUUCUUAAAUAAAUCUUUCUGUGCUGCCUGUCCCAUUCAGUUGUGACUUGCAAUUUCCAAACAACUUCCUUUCCAUAAAGUACCCAGGGCUGCUAUUUUGAUACUUUACCCUUAGCUGUGCUGAAGUUAAAUCAUAAUAAACAGAGCAAAGUACAAAAAGACAAA